Messenger RNA from Trichomonas vaginalis G3, 471 nucleotides. RefSeq names its product integrase core domain containing protein family. Gene Ontology annotation, biological process: DNA integration. The annotation marks the transcript as partial. Lineage: Eukaryota; Parabasalia; Trichomonadida; Trichomonadidae. Gene Ontology annotation, molecular function: nucleic acid binding. The transcript has a single exon. The record is from RefSeq and is a predicted model, not a curated record.
AUGAGGAACAAAGGAACUCGUGAAGUGUUAAGAGUUUUACAAAAGUUUGUAGCAGAACAUAGCCCAAGUACUUUAACAUCAGACCAAGACAGUGCAUACCUCAGCAACGAAAUCACAGAAUUUCUCAUUAAGCAUAACAUAACUCACUACACUACUGAAGACCAUAACCAUAACAUACUCGGCAUCAUAAACCGCUUCAUAAGGACUCUCAGAGAUUUAAAUCAAGAGCGAGACUUUACCGAAGAAACAAUGAAACAUUUUCUCGAAGUAUAUAAUUCCUCAACACAUUCUACAACAGGACAUACAACAAAUUCAAUGACACAACAACAAGAAGAAAAGUAUAUACAAAAGAAACGAAGUCAAACACAAAAUAUCAGAAAUUCAACACAAUUUACCCUCAUUCCUGGUACAAAAGUUCGUGUAGUUCUUGACGACAAACCGUUGACAAAGAAACGUUUAAGGUUAAGUCGA